This is a messenger RNA of Hibiscus syriacus, 1670 nucleotides long. Its product is annotated as inositol transporter 1-like. Gene Ontology annotation, biological process: transmembrane transport. Gene Ontology annotation, molecular function: myo-inositol:proton symporter activity. Gene Ontology annotation, cellular component: membrane. The record is from RefSeq and is a predicted model, not a curated record. Bases 155 to 1651 code for a protein of 498 amino acids. NCBI's taxonomy places the organism in Eukaryota, Viridiplantae, Streptophyta, Magnoliopsida, Malvales, Malvaceae. The transcript has 7 exons.
ACUUUUCUUUUAACAUCAUCAACAUUGAAGAGUCAGAAAAUUAAAUUCUUGAAUUGUUUCAUUGUUGAGAAUUAGCUGAAAAUCUAAUUGUCAAAGUGUUCAUAGCCGUGAAUUAAAUUUCUGGGAAUUUGAUUGUUGUUUUCCUGUUGGAGAUAUGACGCUAGAGACUUUACCGGGGAGUUCGGGGUAUCUGGAUUUGUUUCCAGAGAGAAGAAUGUCAUAUUUCAGUAAUCCUUAUGUUCUUGGACUUACUGUGAUUGCUGGAAUUGGUGGCUUGCUCUUUGGCUAUGACACAGGUGUAAUAUCAGGGGCCCUUCUUUACAUAAAAGAUGACUUUGAGGUUGUCAAUCAGAGUAGUUUCCUGCAGGAAACUAUUGUCAGCAUGGCCUUGGUAGGUGCAAUGAUUGGAGCUGCAUCUGGAGGUUGGAUUAACGAUGCUUAUGGGCGUAAGAAGGCUACACUUCUUGCGGAUGUUGUCUUUACAGCUGGAGCCAUUGUCAUGGCCGCUGCACCUGAUCCGUAUGUGCUGAUAUUGGGGCGAUUUUUAGUUGGCCUAGGUGUGGGUAUAGCAUCUGUGACCGCUCCCGUGUAUAUUGCCGAAGCAUCACCCUCAGAAGUAAGGGGAGGGUUAGUUAGCACAAAUGUGCUCAUGAUAACCGGUGGACAGUUUCUUUCCUACCUUGUAAAUCUUGCUUUUACAGAGGUUCCAGGAACUUGGAGAUGGAUGCUUGGAGUUUCAGGCAUACCUGCUGUCAUCCAGUUCUUCCUUAUGCUGUGUUUGCCUGAGUCUCCGCGAUGGCUUUUCAUGAAGAACGAGAAAGAUAAAGCCAUAGACGUGCUUUCUAAAAUUUAUGACAUUGCUCGAUUAGAGGAUGAAGUGAAUCACCUUUCUGCUGCAGAAGAAGAAGAGCUUCAAAGAAAACAAACCGUAAAAUACUUGGAUGUUUUUAGAACAAAAGAAAUUAGACUCGCCUUUCUGGCCGGGGCAGGACUUCAGGCUUUUCAGCAGUUCACUGGCAUCAAUACCGUGAUGUACUAUAGUCCGACAAUUGUCCAGAUGGCUGGCUUCAGUUCCAAUCAGCUCGCUCUUCUACUGUCACUCAUAAUCGCUGCCAUGAAUGCAGCAGGAACUGUUGUAGGCAUUUACCUUAUCGAUCAUUUCGGAAGGAAGAAGCUGGCUCUUUCGAGCUUAUCUGGUGUCAUUGUGUCCCUUGUCAUCCUUGCCUGGGCUUUCUUCGCCGAAACACCUGGUUCCUCUAAUGGAAUUUAUGGAUGGCUGGCAGUCAUUGGAUUAGCUCUUUACAUUGCAUUCUUCGCACCUGGAAUGGGGCCUGUUCCAUGGACUGUGAACUCGGAGAUAUACCCGGAGCAAUACCGAGGGAUAUGCGGGGGCAUGUCGGCUACCGUUAAUUGGAUUUCGAAUUUGAUUGUGGCCCAGACAUUUCUUACAGUCGCUGAAGCUGUAGGAACUGGCGUUACUUUCUUGAUCCUAGCUAGCAUAGCUUUGGUGGCAGUUGUUUUUGUGAGUGUGUAUGUGCCGGAGACGAAGGGAUUGACGUUCGUUGAAGUGGAACAGAUAUGGAAAGAAAGGGCUUAUGGCAGCGGUUGCAACACACAGAGCCUUCUCGAGCAAGGAAACCAAUCCUCCUAGUUGGUAUCGAAAUCCCACC